Ixodes scapularis (black-legged tick) is the source of this 1371-nucleotide messenger RNA. It is a transcript of the gene Rpn11, whose product is annotated as 26S proteasome non-ATPase regulatory subunit 14. Bases 315 to 1250 code for a protein of 311 amino acids. The record is from RefSeq and is a predicted model, not a curated record. Gene Ontology annotation, cellular component: proteasome regulatory particle, lid subcomplex. The transcript has 11 exons. NCBI's taxonomy places the organism in Eukaryota, Metazoa, Arthropoda, Arachnida, Ixodida, Ixodidae. Gene Ontology annotation, molecular function: metallopeptidase activity; proteasome binding; protein binding. Gene Ontology annotation, biological process: protein deubiquitination; proteasome-mediated ubiquitin-dependent protein catabolic process.
UAAGUCAAAAUUCGGCGGUGAAUUGUGUCGCCUCUAGCCAAUUUUUGCUCUAGCGCGCAAUUUAGCGCUUAAUAUCAAAAAUAAACUUUCAAUUUCAGAUGGCUAGAAUGACAGGAAGUUAUAUUUUUCUCACUUUUUUAGUUAAAACUUGGUGCUGUCUUUCGAACUUUUGAGCAUAGCUUUUGAGAGCUCUUUUGAAAAAGCGCCGGAGGCGCCCCAAGCGUUCAGCGUGUGAACCGAGUCAGGACGCGAGCAACGCGAGUGGACAGAGUCAGAGUGCCGAGUCAUUUUGACUGCACGAAGAUCUUCACAUCAUGGACCGCUUGCUGAGAUUAGGAGGCGGUUUGACGGGCCUUGGACAGGCUCCUCCAGCAAGCGACGGACCGGUCGUCGACACGGCGGAGCAGGUCUACAUUUCGUCGCUCGCACUUCUCAAGAUGCUGAAGCACGGGCGUGCGGGCGUGCCCAUGGAGGUGAUGGGGCUCAUGCUGGGGGAGUUUGUGGACGACUACACCGUGCGGGUCAUAGACGUCUUCGCCAUGCCCCAGUCUGGAACGGGUGUGAGCGUGGAGGCAGUGGACCCAGUCUUCCAAGCCAAGAUGCUGGACAUGCUCAAGCAGACGGGCAGGCCCGAGAUGGUGGUGGGCUGGUACCACUCGCACCCAGGGUUCGGCUGCUGGCUCUCGGGAGUGGACAUCAACACCCAGCAGAGCUUCGAGGCCCUCUCGGAGCGGGCCGUGGCUGUGGUCGUGGACCCCAUACAGAGCGUCAAGGGCAAGGUGGUGAUCGACGCCUUCCGGCUGAUCAACCCCAACAUGAUGGUGCUGGGUCAGGAGCCCCGGCAGACCACCUCUAACCUGGGACACCUCACCAAGCCAUCUAUACAGGCCCUGAUCCACGGCCUGAAUCGCCACUACUACUCCAUCUCCAUCAACUACCGCAAGAAUGAGCUCGAGCAGAAGAUGCUGCUGAACUUGCACAAGAAGAGCUGGACGGACGGCCUGACCCUGCAGGACUACGACGAGCACUGCAAGGUCAACGAGGCCACGGUCACCGAGAUGCUCGACUUGGCCAAGGCGUACAACAAGUCUUUGGAGGAAGAAGACAAGAUGACCCCGGAACAGUUGGCCAUUAAGAACGUUGGAAAACAGGACCCCAAGCGCCAUCUGGAAGAGAGGGUGGAUGUCCUCAUGACCUCCAACAUCGUCCAGUGCCUCGGAGCGAUGCUGGACACCGUGGUGUUCAAGUGAAGAUCCCCAAACUAUUUAAUUUUGCCAAUCCAGGACGAUGGGAAGAUGGGGGGAGUGCCCACCCUCUUCAGCUGUACGGGAGUUUUUAUUAAAACAUUUAAAAACUCUGGGAGACACACAA